AUGUUUGAUCAGGCCACGACUAUGGGCGAUGGGAACCACCGCUGUGGACCCAACCCGCUGUGUCCGGACAGGAUGGAAACAAAGUGCCGCGCCGACAUAGGGAGCCGGUCCCCGGUCCAGAGCUCCACCGACACCCCGGGGACAUCAGCGUCCACCCCGACGUCCUCCAGCGAAGACGGACACGACAAACUUUUGGGAGUGGACCCUGACUACUGUCGGAGGAUAUUAGUAAGGGACGCCAAAGGCACCAUCCGGGAGAUCGUCCUGCCGAAGGGCCUCGACCUGGACCGGCCCAAGCGCACGCGGACCUCCUUCACGGCCGAGCAGCUGUACCGGCUCGAGCUCGAGUUCCAGCGGUGCCAGUACGUGGUGGGGCGCGAGCGCACCGAGCUGGCCCGGCAGCUGAACCUCUCCGAAACACAGGUCAAGGUCUGGUUCCAAAACCGCCGGACCAAACAGAAGAAGGACACCACCAAGGAUUCAGACAAGCGCUCCUCCACCUCGUCCGAGUCUUUGGCCACCUGUAACAUCCUGCGCCUCCUGGAGCAGGGCCGCCUCCUGUCGGGCCCCGCCCCGCCACCCAACUCCCUCCUGGGGCCUCCGACUCACCCGGCGAACGGCUCCCUGCUGAGCAGCCCUGGUGGAGGCUCCUCCACCUCCCCGGGGAUCAGCAGCAGCACUCCUCCCAGCUCCCUACCAGGCGGGACAUUCGGGCUUUCGCUGCCGUCGCUGGGCGGCGCCCCGCCUUCCCCGCGGCUGGGCGUCCCACCGCCGCACUCCCUCUGCUUCUCCAUGCCGCUGCUGGGGGGCGCUCAUCACGAACUGACGUCCACCUACGGCUGCGGCUCCUCAGCUUUUGAGCCGUACAUGCGGCUGGACAGGAAGGAUUCAGAUCUGGGUGGGAAGAAGACAGUUUCUUAA
Molecule: messenger RNA, 921 nt
Organism: Stegastes partitus (bicolor damselfish)
Lineage: Eukaryota; Metazoa; Chordata; Actinopteri; Pomacentridae
Gene: vax2
Product: ventral anterior homeobox 2
Exons: 3
Coding region: 1-921 (306 amino acids)
Biological process (GO): neuron differentiation; regulation of transcription by RNA polymerase II; brain development
Cellular component (GO): nucleus
Molecular function (GO): DNA-binding transcription factor activity, RNA polymerase II-specific; RNA polymerase II cis-regulatory region sequence-specific DNA binding
Source: RefSeq, a predicted model, not a curated record